Trichophyton benhamiae CBS 112371 is the source of this 1071-nucleotide messenger RNA. Its product is annotated as DUF803 domain protein. Gene Ontology annotation, molecular function: magnesium ion transmembrane transporter activity. Lineage: Eukaryota; Fungi; Ascomycota; Eurotiomycetes; Onygenales; Arthrodermataceae. The record is from RefSeq and is a predicted model, not a curated record. Gene Ontology annotation, biological process: magnesium ion transport. Gene Ontology annotation, cellular component: membrane. The coding region runs from base 1 to 1071 and encodes 356 amino acids. The transcript has a single exon.
AUGGCUGGAACGGGCGUGGUUGUUCUGCUUCUAGUCCUAGGAGCUCGUGCCUUGAAGGUGUCCCCUACACCUGCCCAGGCAAGGGGAUAUAUGUCCAUUUGGUCUCCGCACCUCCAUCACAGUCCCAGGAUAAAGCUGGUACGCGGGAUGAUAUACGGAUCACUAAGUGGUAUCCUAUCAGCCCACUGCCUUCUCCUUGCAAAAUCUGCAGUCGAGCUGGUUGUACGAACGAUUUCGGAUCAGGACAACCAGUUUGUCUAUUGGCAGUCUUGGAUCAUCCUACUUGCGCUAGUUGCUUUGGCCCUGACUCAGAUGUACUAUAUGCACCGCGGCCUGAAAUUGUGCAGUACAAGUGUCUUAUAUCCUUAUGUGUUUUGCGUUUACAACAUAAUCGCUAUUUUAGAUGGCUUAAUAUAUUUUCACCAGGCCUCUCAACUUUCCGGGAUACACGCUGGAUUGAUAGCCCUUGGAACGGUCAUUCUACUGUCCGGUGUCCUUUGCCUUUCUUGGAGAUUGGAAGAAUCCCCUACGCAUCCCGGACAGGCUGCCGUGCCUCCUCCAACAAGCGCUAUAGGUCCUGGUCUUGGUUUAAUGGAGGAACCAGAUGCCUCGGCUGCAACAUACGCCGAUUUCAUACAACCCCAUGACGAAGAAUCACAUCUGGGCGAACGUCAACCUCUACUACAUCAUACACCCCGUCUCCGACAGCCUUCUAGUCCCUUCAACCACCCAUAUCGAGCCUCCACCUUUUCACACAGACGUGCCACCAACCCAGGUCUAGAAACUGCAGAGAUCUUGGCAGAGCUCCGAGACGACCAAAACGAAGAUGACCUCGGCGGCCGUCGAGAGCUACUUGCUCGUUCGGCUCUCCUCCCCCAUGACUCUCCAUCGUGGCCUCGUCGAGCGUCAAAACGACAACGGCGUAAGAGCACAACUUCCGUUUCAACCGGCCAUAGACGUUUAUUUUCUCUCUGGGGAACGUCCAGCGAGACUACGGUGCCUACAGGCAGUGACCGGGAUAGCAGAAAACUCACAGAUUCCAAAAGAGCAAGUUUUGCAGAGAGAUCUUAG